AUGAGUAAAGUGAUUGAAAAUUAUGUUCUUCAAGAUGUAAUAGGAAGUGGUCAAUAUGGUAAAGUUUAUAGGGCUAAAAAUAUGAAAAAUGAUCAAAUUGUUGCAAUCAAAGUAGUCAAAUUGGAAAAGUUUAGAGAGGUACCUAAAUUACAUGAAUUUACAAUUAAUGAGAUACAAACUCUAUCAAAAAUAGAUAAUCAAAAUAUAGUUAAAUUUAUAGAAAUGCUUAAAACAUAAAACAAUAUGUAUUUGAUUUAUGAUUUUUGUAAUGGUGAUACAUUAGAAGCAUUAUUGUAAAAGAGAAAAUUUCUAACAGAACCAGAAACAAUGAAAAUAUUUGCUUAAAUUCUAAAUGCAUUCAGGUAAUUUAGUUAAAUUAUAUAUUAUUAGAUCUUUGGUACGUGAAAAUAUACUUCAUAGAGAUUUAAAGCCAUCAAACAUUCUUUUCCAUGAUUAAAUUGUUAAAGUAGCAGAUUUUGGCUUUUGCAAAAGUUUACUUCAUAAUAAUGAUCUAACCUAAACUAUGGUAGGUUCACCAAUCUAUAUGGCUCCAGAAGUAUUAAAAGGAUGUUCUUAUAAUUGUAAAGCUGAUGUUUGGUCUUUGGGAGUUGUACUUUAUGAAUGUUUAUUUGGAUUUUGUCCAUAUGAAGAUAAAUCAAUUGCUAGAUUAAUAAUGUAAAUUGAUAACAAAGAAAUUUCAUUCCCAAAACAUGUAAAUCAAUUAUCAAGAAAAUGUGAAGAACUUAUACGUUCUAUGUUAUAAGUUGAUCCUCGUAAAAGAGUAGACUGGCAAUAAUUAAUGCAAAUCACAUUUUAUGAAGAACCUAAUGUAGCCAAAUAAAUUACUUGUAGUGCUAAUACUAAUCCAAUAUAGAAUUUACCUUAAAUGCUUAAAAAAUAGGCUUCUACAAAUUAAGUUUUAUAAGAUAGAACCAAUAUAACCAAUAAUUAGCCUUAGUAAUAAUAAUAAUAAUAAGACUUUUAAAAUUUAAGGGUACUUUUAAGGGAAAGAAGUAAAAUUAUAUUUUUAGCCUAAAUGGUAUCUUUUCUAUUAGAAUAAAAUACAGUUUCUGCUGUUCAACUUCAUGGUAGCUUGUCUUUUUCGUAAAAAACUGCUAUUAUUGCUUACUUUCUUAUGAAAUUAGCAUAAAACCAAACUGAAGUAAUAAAAAAACAAUUAGAAUAAGAUCACAGAAGAGAAAGCAGAUGGGAUGAAUUUUAAGGUAGCAAUGAAUAUAAAUAAUUUAAUUCUACAUUUCAAAGAGAAAGUGAUUAAUUAUUAAUGAAUAUUGAAUCAUUUAAAAAUGAAGCAUAAAAAGUCAUUAGACAUAUGCAACAAAAUGAUUUAACUACUUAAAUUAGAAAUGAAUUAAUGUCUCCAUAAUUUACAAAUUUGAAAUUAUAUACUUCUUUAUUAAUUAGUUAUAUUGAAGAAAGUAGAGAAAGAUAAGUAAAUUUAACUGAAGACUUAUAAUAAAAACUAUUAAUUGGUCUUAUUGAUUUAUUAGAGACUAGUUAAAUAAAUGAAUUUUUCGAUAAAAAUUUAAGUGAUAUCAAUAUUAGAUUUAAUGAUUAAAGAUAUUUUGAAUAAGUAUUUUAAUUUCAUUUAUCAAUUAGAUGAGAAAAAUGCCAAAAGAAACUCUUACAGAUAUCCUUAAUUAAAGAUUAGUUAAUGCAAAGAUUAAGUGUGCUAAAUGA
Paramecium primaurelia is the source of this 1698-nucleotide messenger RNA. The record is from the annotation of a GenBank genome assembly. Lineage: Eukaryota; Ciliophora; Oligohymenophorea; Peniculida; Parameciidae.